Messenger RNA from Bactrocera tryoni, 398 nucleotides. RefSeq names its product cytochrome c oxidase subunit 7A-related protein, mitochondrial-like. The transcript has 2 exons. Gene Ontology annotation, biological process: mitochondrial respirasome assembly; regulation of oxidative phosphorylation; mitochondrial electron transport, cytochrome c to oxygen. The coding region runs from base 65 to 382 and encodes 105 amino acids. The record is from RefSeq and is a predicted model, not a curated record. NCBI's taxonomy places the organism in Eukaryota, Metazoa, Arthropoda, Insecta, Diptera, Tephritidae.
AAAUAAAUUAUUGUUUUCGUGUCGCCGUAACUUCAUUAUAUAAAGAAUAAACCCCUGGAAAAGUAUGUUCAGAUUGAUUAAUCCUUCACUGUACCGUUGCAACGGCCGCAACUUAUUACAGUUGGCGGCAAGAUUUUCGAGUGGUCCAGGCAAAGUGACUAGUGGCUCUUCUUGUGGUCCAAGUCCGGGUCCAUCCAAGAAGCCGAAUCCUGGUUUAGAAAAAAUUAAACAAAUGCAAAAACUUUUCCAAAAGGACGAUGGUAAACCGAUACAUCUGAAGGGUGGCAGCCGAGACCUAAUGCUAUAUCGUGUCACAUGGGGACUGGCGUUACUUGGAUUGCUGUUGCAAAUUCAUAUGUUCGCAAUAUAUAUAAUUUAUUGACAUUUGUAAUUUUUUU